This is a messenger RNA of Cornus florida, 7191 nucleotides long. Its product is annotated as DNA polymerase epsilon catalytic subunit A-like. The coding region runs from base 82 to 6756 and encodes 2224 amino acids. Gene Ontology annotation, biological process: nucleotide-excision repair, DNA gap filling; base-excision repair, gap-filling; DNA replication proofreading. Lineage: Eukaryota; Viridiplantae; Streptophyta; Magnoliopsida; Cornales; Cornaceae. Gene Ontology annotation, molecular function: nucleotide binding; single-stranded DNA 3'-5' DNA exonuclease activity; DNA binding. The transcript has 49 exons. The record is from RefSeq and is a predicted model, not a curated record. Gene Ontology annotation, cellular component: epsilon DNA polymerase complex; nucleus.
UCUCUCUCUCCCUCUCUAACAUUUUAGGUCUAACCCUCGAUCUGAAAGCGUUAAUAGAGGCUUUCCGCCGGAGAUCAAAAGAUGAACGGCGAUAACCGAAGACGAGACCGCCAAGAUUCAAGAAUUUCCAAGAAGCAGAGGCUCAUCCUCACCGCCGAAGAAGAGCUCGAGUCCAAGCUUGGUUUCGAUAUUUUCUCCGAAGGUGAAAAACGCCUCGGUUGGUUGCUUACACUCGCGUCGUCAUCUUGGGAGGAUCAAGAAACUCGCAAGGUCUAUAGUUGUGUCGAUCUUUAUUUCGUUUGUCAGGAUGGCUCUACUUUCAAAGCGAAGUACAAGUUCAGGCCGUAUUUCUACGCUGCCACAAAGGACAAAAUGGAAAUGGAUGUUGAGGCAUAUUUGAGACGACGUUAUGAGAAUCAAAUUGCUGACAUAGAAAUCAUGGAGAAAGAGGAUCUUGAUCUUAAAAACCAUCUUUCCGGCUUACACAAAUCUUAUUUGAAGAUAUCUUUUGAUACUGUUCAACAACUGAUGCAUGUGAAGAGUGAUCUAGUGCAUGUUGUUGAAAGAAACCUGGCAAAGUUUGAUGCUGCAGACGCAUAUGAGUCUAUAUUAACUGGGAAAAGCAAACAGAGACCUCAAGAUUUCAUAGAUUGUAUCAUGGAUCUCCGCGAGUAUGAUGUUCCUUACCAUGUUCGCUUUGCUGUUGAUAACGAUGUAAGAUGUGGACAGUGGUACAAUGUUAUUGUAUCCAGUGCUGGUCUUAUGCUAGAAAGGAGGACUGAUCUCCUGCAACGUGCUGAAGUUCAUGUUUGUGCAUUUGAUAUUGAGACAACAAAGCUCCCUUUGAAAUUUCCAGACGCUGAAUAUGAUUUAAUAAUGAUGAUAUCGUACAUGGUUGACGGACAAGGGUAUUUAAUUAUUAACAGAGAGUGUGUUGGUGAAGAUAUAGAGGAUCUGGAAUACACCCCAAAACCAGAAUUUGAAGGGUGUUUCAAAGUUUACAAUGUAAAAAACGAGGAAGAGCUUCUCAGACAAUGGUUUUCCCAUAUGCGAGAGGUGAAGCCUGGUAUUUAUGUCACAUACAACGGCGACUUUUUUGACUGGCCAUUUAUCGAAAGCAGAGCAGCUCAUCAUGGGUUUAGAAUGAGUGAUGAACUGGGAUUUCAAUGUGAUAAGAAUCAGGGGGAAUGUCGUGCUAAAUUUGCUUGCCACCUGGAUUGUUUUGCAUGGGUCAAACGUGAUAGUUAUCUUCCCCAGGGGAGCCAGGGCCUAAAGGCUGUUACGAAGGCCAAGUUGGGUUAUGAUCCACUGGAGGUGAAUCCGGAAGAUAUGGUUCGCUUUGCAAAGGAAAAGCCCCAGAUGAUGGCCUCCUAUUCUGUUUCUGAUGCUGUUGCAACUUAUUACUUGUAUAUGAUGUAUGUUCAUCCCUUCAUUUUCUCCCUUGCAACUAUCAUACCAAUGCCGCCUGAUGAGGUUUUACGUAAAGGAAGUGGGACCCUUUGUGAAAUGCUUCUUAUGGUCCAGGCAUACAAGGCAAAUGUUAUUUGUCCUAAUAAACAUCAAUCUGAUCCAGAAAAAUUUUACAACAGACAGCUUCUGGAGAGUGAGACAUAUAUUGGUGGCCAUGUGGAAUGCCUAGAAAGUGGUGUUUUCAGAUCUGACCUUCCAACUAGUUUUAAGCUUGAUCCAUCUGCCUAUCAACAACUGAUCGACAACCUUGAUCGUGAUCUGCAAUAUGCUAUUAGAGUAGAGGGUAAGAUGGAACUGGAAUCAAUCUCAAAUUAUGAUGAAGUGAAGAAUGGCAUAGUGGAAAAGCUUAUGAAGAUGCGGGAUGAACCUAUACGUGAUGAAUGCCCCCUUAUUUAUCAUUUGGAUGUCGCUGCAAUGUAUCCUAACAUUAUAUUGACGAACAGGCUCCAGCCUCCAUCAAUAGUUUCAGAUGAGAUUUGCACUGCAUGUGAUUUCAACCGUCCGGGCAAAACUUGCCUUCGUAAGCUUGAAUGGGUCUGGCGUGGCGAGACAUACAUGGCAAAGAAAAGUGACUACUAUCAUUUGAAGAGGCAAAUUGAGUCUGAGUUUGUUGAUAAAGUAGAUGGCCAGUUGUCAAAAUCUUUUCUUGACCUGCCUAAAGUGGAGCAACAAUUGAAGCUCAAAGAGCGUCUAAAGAAAUACUGCCAAAAGGCAUAUAAACGGGUAUUGAAUAAGCCAGUUACCGAGCUUCGAGAAGCAGGGAUCUGCAUGCGGGAAAAUCCGUUUUAUGUGGACACUGUCCGGAGCUUUCGAGAUCGAAGGUAUGAGUACAAAGGACUUAAUAAGGUUUGGAAGGGGAAGUUGUCAGAAGCAAAGGCUAGUGGAAAUUCUAUUAAGAUCCAAGAAGCACAAGAUAUGGUAGUUCUUUAUGAUUCAUUACAACUGGCUCAUAAGUGUAUUCUGAACUCUUUCUAUGGAUAUGUCAUGCGCAAGGGUGCAAGAUGGUACUCAAUGGAAAUGGCUGGAGUUGUCACGUAUACCGGUGCAAAAAUUAUUCAGAAUGCGCGUUUACUGGUAGAAAAAAUUGGAAAACCUCUUGAAUUAGAUACAGAUGGUAUCUGGUGUGCAUUACCUGGAUCAUUCCCAGAGAACUUCACCUUUAAAACAAAGGAUUUAAAGAAGAAGCUGACAAUUUCAUAUCCUUGUGUUAUGCUUAAUGUUGAUGUGGCAAGGAACAAUACAAAUGAUCAGUACCAGACGCUCAAAGAUCCCAUCAAAAAAAUAUAUACGACACACAGUGAAUGCUCAAUUGAAUUUGAAGUGGAUGGACCGUAUAAGGCAAUGAUUCUUCCAGCUUCUAAGGAAGAAGGAAUUCUAAUUAAGAAGCGAUAUGCUGUUUUUAACGAUGAUGGAACCCUUGCAGAGCUUAAAGGUUUUGAGAUCAAGCGCAGAGGUGAGCUGAAACUCAUCAAAGUAUUCCAGGCUGAGCUUUUUGACAAAUUCCUCCAUGGGUCAACCUUGGAAGAAUGUUAUUCAGCAGUUGCUUCUGUUGCAAACCGCUGGCUUGAUCUUCUUGAUAAUCAAGGGAAGGAUAUUGCGGACAGUGAGCUGCUUGAUUACAUAUCAGAAUCAAGCACAAUGAGCAAAUCCUUAGCUGACUAUGGUGAACAAAAGUCAUGUGCAGUAACCACUGCAAGACGCCUUGCUGAUUUUCUUGGUGAUACAAUGGUUAAAGACAAAGGAUUGCGUUGCCAGUAUAUAGUUGCAUGUGAACCAAAGGGAACACCAGUAAGUGAACGUGCUCUUCCAGUUGCAAUUUUUGAAACCGAUGCCGAAAUUAUGAAGUUUUAUGUAAGGAAGUGGUGCAAGAUUUCAUCAGAUGUUGGCAUUCGAUCCAUUAUUGAUUGGUCCUAUUAUAGGCAACGGCUUAGUUCAGCAAUUCAAAAGAUUGUCACUAUUCCUGCUGCAAUGCAGAAGGUUUCGAAUCCUGUGCCUAGGGUAGUUCAUCCUGAUUGGUUGCAUAAGAAGGUUCGUGAGAAGGAGGACAAAUUUCGACAGCGUAAAUUGGUUGAUAUCUUCAGCUCACUGAAUAGGGGUGAUGCGGGAAAGAUGAGUAUUGAUGCUAAUACCACCGAUUGCAUAAUAUCCGGAAAGAGUGUUGAAGAUUUGGAAGACUUCAGAAAGAAAGACAGAACUGUUUUUGGACCUAGACCUAUUGUUCGUUGUUAUGAAGUCAAUGACAAACGACGUUCAGUUCAGACAAACUGUCAAGUAAACUCUCCACAACAACAAAGGGAUUGUGUAGAAAGUGAGAAUGUCCCAUCAGAAUUGCAACAAAAUGGUAUUUCUGCCGCAAAUAUUGACAGAAAUGUAGAUUAUCAAGGAUGGCUUGAAAUAAAGAAGAGAAAGUGGAAAGAUACUCGUGAGAAAAGGAAACGGCAAAGGUUGGGAAACUCAAAGACUUUAAACCCAACCAAUGGUACUGCUGAGAUGCCUGGUAGUGUGAAAAAUCAUAAACAAGCUCAGGGCAGAACUGGUGUCAGCUCAUAUUUUGAGAGGCAUGAACUAGCCUUUACGCGAUGUCCUUGGCAGAUAAUUCAGCUUGUAUCAAAUUCACACAAUGGCCAAUUUUUUGCUUGGAUUAUUGUCGAAGGAGUCAUGCAUAAAAUUCCAAUAAUUGUUCCAAGAGUGUUUUAUCUUAACUCGAGAGCUCCUAUAACAGAAGAAUUUCCUGGAAGGCGUGUCAACAAGGUUCUUCCACAUGGACGCUGUGGCUAUAAUCUAAUUGAGGUCACGAUUGAUGAAGAUCAAUUUAUUUCAGAGAGCAAGAAACUUGCAGCUCACCUUGCAGAUCCAGAAGUGGAGGGGAUAUAUGAAACAAAGGUGCCAUUAGAGUUCAAUGCUAUCCUCCAGAUUGGUUGUGUCUGUAAAGUAGAUAAAACAGCUAAAAAGCGUAAUGCCCAAGCUGGCUGGAGUCUGAACGAACUGCAUAUGAAGACCACAACAGAAUGCUCUUAUCUGGAAAAUUCUCUCUCUUUCUUCUACUUGUAUCACAGCAUCUCCGAGGGGCGAGCUAUAUAUGUUGGAUAUUUUCCUGCAUCUAGGACAAUAUCAGUUGUGGUGGUUAAUCCUUUCCAGAACAAGGAAUUAUCACCACAUAUUCUUGAGAAACAAUUCCGUGAAGCCUGCCAAGCGUUGUCUAUUGAACCCCCCAUGGCUAGAGACAGUAUCAGUUUUAAGGUGGACUAUGUUAAAUAUGUUAAGGAUGCCGAAAAGAUUUUACAAAGAACAAUAAAUGAGCACAGCCCUCAGCAUCAUGGACCUGCAAUUGCUGUCAUUGAAUGCCCAAAUGUUCAUUUGAUGAAGUCAGGUGUACGAGCUCUAAAUGAUUUCCCAUGUGUGAACAUCCCUUCCAAUGCUCGCGAUAGUCACUAUCAGGCUCUUGGGUGGCAGAUUGUAGCAACAAAAAUUGGAAUGCAACGAUGUGCUGCAUCAUCUCAGUGGUUGAAUGAGAGAAUUUCUCUUUCUAGAUAUGCCCAUGUUCCAUUGGGGAAUUUUGAACUUGAUUGGCUUAUACAUACAGCAGAUAUCUUCUUCUCAAGAGCACUACGUGAUCAGCAACAGGUAUUAUGGAUAUCUGAUAAUGGCAUUCCAGACCUUGGAGGCAUUACUGAAGAAGAUUCAUGUUUUGCUGAUGAGGUAAAUCAACCUGUUCUUACUUAUCCUGGAGCAUAUAGAAGAGUCACUGUGGAGCUAAAGAUCCACCACCUGGCUGUUAAUGCUCUUCUGAAAAGCAACCAAGUGAAUGAAAUGGAAGGAGGUGCUUUAUUUGGAUUAGACCUGGAUACUGGAGCACAUAAUGAACAGUGUUGCUUUGACGAGGCCACCUCAUGUGCACCUGCGUUUCGGGUCCUCAAACAAUUAAUCCAAAGAUGCCUUGCAGAUGCAGUUACAUCUGGGAAUGUAUUUGCUGAUGCAAUAUUGCAGCAUUUAUAUCGAUGGCUUUGCAGCCCCCAGUCAAAACUUCAUGAUCCAACUCUUCACCGGGUGCUUCAUAAGGUCAUGCAAAAAGUGUUUGCACUACUGUUGGCUGAGUUCCGCAAGUUGGGUGCCACAAUCAUAUUCGCCAACUUCUCAAAAGUCAUUGUAGACACAGGAAAACCAGAUCUAUCUGGAGCUAAAGCCUACUGUGACAGUUUACUUAAAACUCUGCAAACUAGAGACCUAUUCGAGUGGAUUGAACUCGAACCUUUGCAGUUCUGGCAUUCCUUGCUUUUUAUGGAUCAGUACAACUAUGGUGGAAUCCAAGCUAGAGUCCAUGGUGGAUCAUCAGAAGGUAAUUUGGAACCAAGUGAUGGAAGCGAACAUGAUGAUUCUCAAGUUGAUAUUGUAUCAAGCUGGAAUAUUGCUGAGAACUUACCCAAAGAAACUCAGGAUCACUUUAUUGUGGUUGUCUCUGAAUUUAUGUACAUUCCAUGGAAAUAUACACAAAAUCAAGCUGCAAUUAGAGCAUCUUUGAAUGAUGACAACUUAUGCACUCCAUCAAUUACUGCUGCAGCUGCUGAAACUUUUGAGAAACACAUGACAGAACAUCUUAGGGAGCAGAUCAGUUCUCACUUCACAGACAAACUGUUUAGGAUAGUUCGCGAUACCAAUCUUCAUAUGAAGGGAACGGACAAGUCGCAGAUAGACCAACAUUUGUCAUAUGGAAAUCAUCAACUUCUCAGUAAUAUCCAUAUGGGUGAUCCUGCUCUAGAGUUCAUUAAGCAUGUCUGUGCUGUUCUGGCACUUGACCAGAAUGUUCAGCAUGAUAUUCUGAUCAUGAGGAAGAAUCUACUGAAAUUUGUGCGCGUGAGGGAGUUUGCACCAGAAGCUGAGUUUCAAGAUCAUUGUCUGUCCUUCACUUUACCAAAUGUCAUUUGCAGCUACUGCAAUGACUGCAGAGACCUAGAUUUAUGUCGUGACAGAGCUCUACUGUCUCAGGAGUGGCGCUGUGCUGUGCCACAGUGUGGACAGCCGUACAACCGUGAGGUGUUGGAGAAUGCUCUACUUCAGAUUGUUCGGCAGAGGGAACGUGUAUACCAUCUGCAAGAUCUGGUAUGCCUCAAGUGCAACCAGGUCAAAGCUGCACACUUAGCUGAGCAUUGUGCAUGUGCUGGCUCAUUUAGGUGCAAGGAAGAUGUGUCUGAGUUCCACAAGAAAAUGCAGGUUUUCUCCAACAUAGCCAUGCAUCAAAAGUUUCAACUACUACAAGAAUGUACCUCUUGGAUUUUAGAAGUUAAAUAGCUAUUCAGACCAAAUAUAUUCUGCUGGUCUAACAUUAAUACAGAUGAGUAACCAACUUGCACUAGUUAUAAGAUGUCUGGUAAAAGCACCGUCAGGGUGAUGAAGCUACAGAAUGUCGCCACGGCCUGCUAGUCAUUCUUUCAAAUAAUUUGUACUUAGAGAGAUCGUAAUGUAAGACGACCACUAUCAGAUAUAGAGCUGAAUCUACACUGAUAUAUUUUCUUUUUUCUUUUUCUUUUUUUUGUUUCUUUUUUCUUUACAUAGAAAAAGAGGAGUAGAGGGGUUGGAGGUGUGUAAUUCUUUUGUUUGUAGUUUGUGCAGUCCUUGUAUAAUAAUCCAUCAAUUGUUUCAUGAAACUUUGUUUAAGAGGUUCACCAAUUGUCAUGCAGCAAUCCUGUGUAAGCUUCCAGAUGCCCUUUUAGCUCUAUGGUUUCC